CGUCCGCGUUUAAGGCGCAUGCGGUCAUACGCAAAACGGACGCGUGCGCACUGCAGGCAGACCGGCCCGUGACGUGUUUACAAAUGGCGGCGCCCGUGCGGUGAAUAAAAUCAGAUCAACGACCAGAAUCAGUGAUCUAUGGUCCUGACUAUCUUCGAUAGGGCAGAGCUGCACAAAAGGAGUUACACUGGACCAUGUGCAUAUGUGGAAAUCUUGAAUGUGCCAUCCAUGCAAGUAUAAAUGCAGUCUCGCUGAUGUGAAGUUGACGAUUUUGACACUUUCCUAGUCAAGUUGCUGAUACUAUGCUGAUUGCCUGAUUUCUAUAGGAAACAGCAUGACUGCGAAAGCCACAACAGAGCUGCUGAAGCAGCUGAGGCAGGUGAUGAAGAGCGCCAAGUACACGAGCGAACCAAUCCAAGCCCUGAUUGUGCCAUCAGGGGACAAUCAUCAGAGUGAAUACAUUGCUCCAUGUGACUGUAGACGUGAGUUUCUUUCAGGCUUUGAUGGCUCUGCAGGUACUGCGAUUGUAACUGAGGAACAUGCAGCAAUGUGGACAGAUGGUCGUUACUUCAUUCAGGCCUCCCAGCAAAUGGAUAGCAACUGGAUCCUGAUGAAAUUGGGUCUGAAGACCACGCCCAGUCAGGAAGAUUGGCUAACACAGGUACUCCCUGAAGGGUCAAAGGUUGGUGCGGAUCCUUUUGUUCUGGCAUCUGAUCAAUGGAAAAGCCUCUCCAAAGCAUUGAGGAGUGCAGGGCACACCCUUAUGCCUGUCAAAGAAAACCUUGUCGAUGUGAUUUGGAAGGACCAGCCUAGCCGACCUUGUAAACCUUUGUUGGUUAUGGAUCUGAGUUAUACUGGUAUGUCGUGGCAAGACAAAAUUGUACAACAGCGUGCUAAGAUGGCAGAGAAAAAUGCCAGUUGGUUGGUGAUCACAGCCCUUGAUGAAAUUGCAUGGCUAUUCAACCUUCGUGGCUCUGAGAUACAAUACAAUCCGGUGUUCUUUGCCUUCACAAUCAUUGGUCUAAACUCCAUUAGACUGUUCAUCAGUGAGAUGCAUGUGGAAGACCCUGUUGUGCGAGAACAUUUGCAGCUUGACUGUGGUACAGCACCCAGUUUCAAAAUACAAGUACUCCCAUACGAAUCCAUUCUGACUGAACUACAGACUAUUUGUUCCAAUAUGACUUCUAAGGAAAAAGUCUGGAUCAGUAGCAAAGCCAGCCAUGCUCUGUGUGAAGCGAUCCCAAAGAUGUUUAGACUGCAAACUGUUUACACCCCCGUCUGCAUUGCGAAAGCUCUGAAGAAUACGACAGAAGUUGAAGGGAUGAGACGAGCUCAUAUUAAAGAUGCUGUGGCUCUCUGUGAGCUGUUUGCCUGGCUUGAGAAGGAGGUUCCAAAAGGUAACAUAACUGAACUAGAUGCUUCAGACAAAGCGGCUGAAUUCCGCAGGCAACAAGAUAAAUUUGUAGAUUUGAGUUUUUCCACCAUCUCCAGCACAGGUCCAAACAGUGCAAUAAUUCACUACAGGCCCACCCCACAUACAAACAGAACUUUAUCAAUGAGUGAAAUCUACCUUCUGGAUUCUGGUGCCCAGUACAGGGAUGGAACUACAGAUGUGACACGAACAAUGCAUUUUGGCUCUCCUACUGACUAUGAGAAGGAGUGCUUCACUUAUGUGUUGAAGGGGCAUAUCUGUUUGGGUUCAGCAAUUUUCCCAAGUGGUACCAAAGGACACCUCCUCGAUUCUUUUGCAAGAGCCACCCUUUGGGACCAUGGUUUGGAUUACCUGCAUGGAACGGGACAUGGAGUAGGAUCUUUCCUGAAUGUCCACGAGGGGCCUUGUAGCAUUAGUUACAAAACAUUUGCAGAUGAGCCUCUUGAGGCUGGAAUGAUUCUGAGUGACGAGCCUGGCUAUUAUGAAGAUGGCGAUUUUGGAAUACGGAUUGAAAGUAUUAUGCUUGUAGCUCCUGUACAAACCAAGUACCGAUAUCUGAACAGAGACAGCCUGAGUUUUGAAGCAUUGACUCUAGUUCCAAUUCAAACCAAAAUGAUUGACGUUGAGUUACUCACACAAAAAGAGCGUGAUUGGAUCAACCUCUACCAUCAGUCAUGCAGAGAAGUGAUUGGAGCGGAACUGGAGAAGCAGGGAAGACUGGAGGCUCUGCAGUGGCUCAUCAAGGAAACACAACCAAUCGCCUGAUUAACAAAAUAAAGUUUAUUAAAGGAAACACAUUUGUUUAUCAUGCACAAUAAUGCCUAUUACCUUAGCAGAGAACAGAACAUCCACAAUAUACUGACUGAAACUGCAAUGAUGUCUCCUUCAGAUUUAGUAUGUAAUUUUUACAAAUAAAAUAUUUCAUGCUUCCUAA
Molecule: messenger RNA, 2366 nt
Organism: Carcharodon carcharias (great white shark)
Lineage: Eukaryota; Metazoa; Chordata; Chondrichthyes; Lamniformes; Lamnidae
Gene: xpnpep1
Product: X-prolyl aminopeptidase (aminopeptidase P) 1, soluble
Exons: 21
Coding region: 335-2197 (620 amino acids)
Molecular function (GO): metalloaminopeptidase activity
Source: RefSeq, a predicted model, not a curated record